CAUUCCUUUUAGAGUAUACCGCCAGGGAUCUCUCACAACCAACGAAGCAACCAGUCAGUGAUAAAGCGGGCGGGAAUCAGACCGUCCACAGCUGGUUAAUGUCAAACGUUACGGACAAUAAUUGAAACACACUAGUUGACAUCUCAUGUUCAUCGUCUUUGACGCCAUUAUGAAAUCAUGUCUGGUGUAUAGUGCAUUAGGCGAUAAUAUUACUCGAUCAUCUUUCCAUGCAGUCGAGGAAGGCAUAGUCAUUUUGUUAAUCAACCAAGACGUGCAUUUAUACCACUUCAUCUGCAUGGGCAACUGUAACUCGGCAAACUUACGAUGACGUCAUUGUGAAAGUGACUAUGUUUUCGCGCCAUUUUUGGGAGAUUCCAUUUUGACGUUGCUGUACAUAUUAAAUGCAACAUAAAUGUGCAAUGUACGUUGGGUUCGUCACGAAGCCAUAAGUAUAUCCGUCCCCAUCCACAUGCAAGGGAAUAAUUAUUACUUGGAGAUGUGUUUCUGCUUUCCCUUGGCAGCUCGUAAUUAAUUUCACGGUUUGGAAAUGCUUGAGGUCUAAUCCCACAUCUCGUUAAUGAGGGACGCGGCAUGGUGAGCAAAGUUGAAAAACAUCCUUGUGUUACGUCAUCACUAUUCGACACUCUGCAGAAUGUUUUUGUUGUUAUAUUAGAGGCCAUUGCGUGGGGACAGAACACAAUUAUUGGUACCGGCGUAUCAGUGUCAGUUGUGAUUUAAUCUCACGGCGUACGACCAGAUUUUAUUCAGCUCGUAAAUUUCCCUACCAAGCAAGUGCGCCAUGAUGUUCAGUACUGUUAGCUCGCUUCAUGUUUUCUGACCAUAAUUACAUUGCCACGGUCACACCAUAACAACAUAGGACGCCGAACUUAUGUCGUUAACCAGAUCCCAUCCCACGUAUUCUUCAACGAAGCGUCUAACUUUAUUGUGUUAGGUAAUUUGGGGAUGGAGUGACUUUAAGGAUUGACAAAUAAAGGCAUGCCUGAGUGCAGUGAUAACAGCUCUGGUCGGUGAGGCGAGAAAGCUCGCAUUGAGAGAGAGAGGGACGAACUGAAGGAAUUUCUCUCUCGGUGAUUUGUUUUGGUUUUCUCGGUGCAUAAAUCACAGUGUUGCUUCUUCUUGUGUUGGGGCGGUCUCGUGUGUGCCUUCAGUCCGCAGAGUGCAGGGGCUUGAUGCAUCUCGCGUGCGGGUUGUGAGUUCGGCACAUCUUGGUUUCUACAUUCAGGCUGCGCCGUCCACUGCAUGCAUGACAUGACUGCCACAAAUACUCGGUGUACAUUUUGCUCAACUACAAUCAAGUAUUACCGUAGUAGUAUCGCACGGUAUAAUUUCAAGAGAUAGUCUGUCAUCGCCCAAUUAACAUCCGUUUAGCAUUGAAAACUUUCUACGGGUGCUCUCGUCCGUGUUUCCUAGUUUUCUAGGACACUGUUCGUACACUUGAAAAGACCUACUGGUAUGCUGGUCUGGAGAAGGCGUUGAUGGAAAAACAGAACAACUUUUGUAACUUCCACAAGCCGAGUCAACACAUCUAGGUGCCGAAACAUGACUGGGUCGUCCAUUUGUUAAGGUUUACCGCCCUAGUGUCGUGUGUCAACAUGGGGCAGAGGGCUGCCAAACAACAAAUACAGAAAGGUUUAAAGCUUUAUAAUAACACCCAACAAGAGCAGGCAGUGAGGAAAUGGAAAGGUGCCCUAAGCAAGGUAGGAGACAAACGUCUCAAGUUUGUGCUCCUUGGUCACUUGGCCUGGGCCUAUGGUGACUGGGGUGACCAUCGCGAAAUGCUCGGCUACGCUAUCCAACAGAUUGACAUCGCUAACGAGGUGGAUGAGCCAGAACUGCGUGCAGAGGCCUACCUAAAUCUCGCGAGGGCUAAUGAGAAACUCUGUGAGUACCACAAGGCCAUGUCGUAUGCCCGACACAGCAUGAACAAUACUGCAUCUCAAGAGGACCCUUUGGUGGGGCCGAUUCAUCUCUGUCUUGGCAACGCCAAUCAUGGAUUCGGACACUUCCAGCAGGCCUUGGAUAACUUAGACAAAGCACUCAAAAUGGCCGUGAAGACGGGAGACAGGGGGUUGGAGUGUAACACUUACGGAGAUUUAGCUGAGGUGUAUAUGAGUUUGAAGGAUUAUGAUAAAGCAUUGAGAUACUCGGUGAAGGCGAGUGAACUGGUGAGAUGCAGGGGGCAGGAAUGGAGUCAGAAACUCAGGGCUGUUGUGCAACUUAAUCUUGCCACUCCUUAUCGAAAGCUUGGAAAGAUGGACCUGGCUAUGGACUAUUGUGAGGAGGCAAUGAAAAUGGCACUGCAGCUGAGUGAUCGAACCAUCCAGGCUCGAUGCCUUUGUAUCUUUGCCGACAUCCAUCGGAAACGUGGAGAUUGUGAGAGGGCUUACCCGCGCUACGAAUCUUCUCUAAGUAUCGCUGUGGAAGUCGCCGACAGACUUGGACAACUCCAGGUUCUGUCUGGGAUGGCAAAGACACUUGUUAUGAUGAGGCAAUUCGAUAAGGCUGUGGAUGUAAACAAACAAGCCUUGGAACUCGCAACAGCAAUGGGAAACAAAAUGUGUAUGCUGCGAUCUCAUUGGCUAAUGCACCAGCUUCACCGAGCCCUGGGUAAUCCAAAGGCAUCCCAAGACCACGCCUCCAAGUUUGACCGCUACCUGAGAGACUUGGCUCUCUACUGUGGCGUUUGUCAUGAGGUGAUUGGGAGCCGCCAUGACAGUCUGCAUGUCAUGUCGUGCUGUCAUAUAUAUCACACAAGGUGCUCCGAAACCAGUACGUUCAAGGCGAGAGGGUGCCCAAAUUGCAAAAAGAUGCUAACGGUGCCAAUAUUCGUUUGAAAUACUGUCUUGCAACCCACGAGUUCUACUCCAGUUUCCUCUACACCUUCACUCAAAAGCCUUCCUUCUAAAAUAAUAAGCAAUACAAGCAGUGCUUGUAACCUGCACGCUAAUAAAGCAGCUGGAAACAGUACUCAUUAAAUCUGCUUUAUGUGAAUGGGAGACUUUGAGGCGCUAGGUGGCAGCAGACUUACCAGGUAUAUUGCCAUUGUUUACGUAGUUCUGAGCCAAUAGCACAUUUUACCGAGAACAGUGGAUUUUACCUGGUAAGUCUGCUGCCACCACGCGUCCUGAAAGUCCCCCAUUGGCCUGUAACGUUUGAUUUUUGUUGUUCAGAUAAUGAUUACUCCUGCAGACCGCGUUUGGAAUGCCGUGUCUAAAGGUGGACGAUGAUACGUAGUGCAUGUCGGAAUGAUUGAAAAUGACCGAGGCAACAAAAACAAUCACAAAAUUGUCACCAGGACUCGGUUUCUUCUUCGUGUUUGCGAGAUCGUAAUAAGCACAGGUGGAUGCAGAAACACGUGAACUAAACUUGUUCUGCCUUAACGUGGCCAGCCAACAAUUUUGGAGAAAUUGGUUAAAUGACUUAUGACUAUAAUUAUGAUGUAAAGCGGAAAUUAAGUUUCUCGUCCAAAACCAAUGACUUUAAAUACAACAUUUACUGGUACUUUUAUUAUCAGAAUAAAGAAAGCUUUAGUGACUCUUCUU
Molecule: messenger RNA, 3563 nt
Organism: Asterias rubens (European starfish)
Lineage: Eukaryota; Metazoa; Echinodermata; Asteroidea; Forcipulatida; Asteriidae
Product: 43 kDa receptor-associated protein of the synapse-like
Exons: 7
Coding region: 1614-2855 (413 amino acids)
Biological process (GO): chemical synaptic transmission
Molecular function (GO): acetylcholine receptor binding; protein-membrane adaptor activity
Source: RefSeq, a predicted model, not a curated record